Cavia porcellus (domestic guinea pig) is the source of this 3327-nucleotide messenger RNA. RefSeq names its product cadherin-related family member 3-like. Gene Ontology annotation, cellular component: cell-cell junction; plasma membrane. Gene Ontology annotation, molecular function: calcium ion binding. The record is from RefSeq and is a predicted model, not a curated record. NCBI's taxonomy places the organism in Eukaryota, Metazoa, Chordata, Mammalia, Rodentia, Caviidae. Bases 1 to 3003 code for a protein of 1000 amino acids. Gene Ontology annotation, biological process: homophilic cell-cell adhesion. The transcript has 23 exons.
AUGGACAUGCUGGAAGCUCGUCUAAAUAUGAACAUUUGCAAGAUUUUAUUAAUAUGCACAGUGUUUUCCCGAGUUGGAGCAGAAAUUCAGAUAUUAAUUGACCCAGUGAAUUUGCCGGAAAACCUGCUUCCUGGAACCCAGCUGAGUCGAGCCUAUGACAAAGACGUGGCUGGAAAAGCUGAUGCCUACCGCUUUCUGAACAAAACAAAGGAUUUUGUCAUUGACGCAAGCUCUGGUGUGAUCACAUCUACCAAAGUUUUUGAUUACGAAACGGACCCAGUAAGAUUCCUGUUCAUAGUUGACACGGGGGGAGCCAUGCGGCGUGUUCUCACCAUUAACAUCCUCGACGUUCCUGAGCCCCCGGACUGCACAGCUGAUCCCCAGUUCUCUGCAGGCACGGCUGCUGUGGAAAUCGCCGAGGACUACCCACUCUUUCAGCCCAUUUACCGAGUGACGGCCACGGACCAGGACUCGGUGCACGGGGACAGGCUGACGUACACGCUUGAGACUCAGUUAUCUGGACCUGAGAAAGGAGGGAACGCUUUUGGAGUAGACGCUGUAAAUGGUGUUGUUAGCUUGAAAGAAGACACUUUGGACUUUGACAGAGGAUACCACGCUUUCCAGCUUACUUUGAGAGCGACGGACACCACAGGUCUGUUUUGUCAAGGAACAAUAAUUAUCAAGAUUAGAAACGUAAACGACGAAAGGCCUCAAUUUGAACCAUUUCCUUUGGAUUCCAUUAAUGUGACUGAACAGACUCCCAUUGGAGAAACUGUCACAAGAGUGAGGGCAACAGACCCAGAUGAAGACAGCAUUACUUACUCCUUUACAACUCAGCAGGAGGUGUUUGGCUUGGACCCUGCUACAGGAAUAAUCACUCUUCUUCGGCCUUUGAAUCUUGACUACCCAAACAACUCCAGAGCCUACUCUUUGGAAAUAGAGGCCAGAGACAGCGGGAAUAAUACCAGCACUUACACGUUCACGGUCAGAGUGGAGAGUGCGAAUGACCCUAUUUUCUGUGAUCUAAGUUUUUUAACAGGGGUGUCCGUGUUGGUUCCUGAAGAUGUCCCUGCAUCGGCCUUUAUAUAUAUGAUUCUUCCCAGAGACCCAAGUCCGGGACAAAAGUUUCAAUUUUUAAUACUAAAUUCUUCAAGCAAUGCCACUGCCUAUUUUGCUUUGGAUUCGUGGAAUGGCAUCAUUUCCAAAACCACUGAGCCUCCUUUGGACUAUGAAACAAAUCCUAAGCUUUUCAGGUUAGUGGUUGCUGUGAGCAGCAGAGGGAAGCGCCCCGUGGAGUCCUGCACAGGCACUGUCACCUUGCUGGUCCAGAACGUCAACGACGAACACCCCGACUUCACCUGCCUGCCAGACGCUCCUGUACACAUCUCUGAAAAUAUGCCAGUGGGGACAAAGCUGGUGACGCUGACAGCAACAGACAGAGACUCUGGGGACUCAGUGCGCUAUGAGUUUAUAGGGACCCACAAAGAAUUUUCUAUAAAUGAAGAUUCAGGUGAGGUUAGCAUUGCCUAUCCUCUGGAUUAUGAAGAUGUAGGCACCCCAAAGUCCUGGGUAUUACGUGUUAGAGCUUAUGACAACCAGCGGGUACAUUCGACAACUGGAACAUUCACAGUAGUUCUGCAGGAUGUAAACGACAACUCACCUCAGUGCUCCCAGGACAUUUACACAAUUGAGCUUGCUGAAAACAUCCCAGUUGAAACUCUGGUAGUCUCUCUGGCCUGCACUGAUAAGGAUGGAGCUUUCCCCAAUAAUAACAUAACUUAUCGUUUGAUUGUGGAUCCUCUUUCAAAUGAAACCUUUACUCUCACAAACAAUGAACUAAAAGUUGGACCUAAACCUCUAGAUUCUGAUAAUGCUACUUUUGCAGGAAGGCACUUCAAACAUACGGUGUUUGUGAAAGUCUCUGACAAAGGAAGUCCUGUUCUUUCAACAAUCAUUACUGUCAUUGUAAGAGUGCUUCGCAUAAAUGAGAUGAAUCCAAUUGGAACCACAUCAGCAUUUACCUUCAGUGUACUUGAAAACAGUCCAGUUGAUACACUAGUGGGAAAACUUACAUUUACAGAUGCAGACUGGCCGUUUAACAAUCUGAAAUAUACCAUUGUUGGAGGCCGCCUGGGGACGCCACCGAAAUUUUACAUGGAACCAUACACAGGAAUGAUAAAGCUUCUGGAUUCCUUAGACAGGGAAUCUGAGUUGCAGUACAGGAUAGUUGUAAGAAUCACAGACCUGGACAACGAUGCUGUCCCUGACCCUCUCAGACAGAGAAGUGCAACUGCUCAGGUGACCAUCAACGUUCUGAACGUGAAUGAUGAACCUCCUCUAUGUCAUCCUCCACAUUUGGAAACUUGGAUUUAUUCCAUUGUUAGAGGCGCUUUUGUUCAACUCAACUGUUCAGAUGGAGAUUCUCCUCCUGAGCAUCUCAGCUAUUUAAUUGUAGGAGGAAAUACAAAUAAUCAGUUCACACUUCAGAGACGGGGUGUUGAUCCCCCUUCUCUGGCCACCGGGCAGAAUUUCCAGUACGAUGUAUUUCAAGGAAUUCAAGACGCAGUGACUUUCCAGUUACUUAUUGAAGUCACUGAUGAAUUAGGUGGGAGUAAAGCUGGUCAGCUCACAGCCACAUCUACGGUCAUCAUUCACGUGCUUCCCUGGACCGUGACACAGCCAACUUCUUCCACAAAAAUAGCUUCAACAUCAAUCACGACUUUGGUGUUAAGGAAGACCUCAUAUUACUGGGCCCCGGAUAACUGGUUUCCUGUAGUGCUGACCCUGACCGCAGCGCUUUUCCUGAUGUGCCUGUACACUCUUGCGUGGUGCCUCUUCAAAGAUGUGCCUGCUUGCUCCAGAUUAUUCCCUCACUGUCACGAAUCGGGUCAAUCGAGUCCCACUGCCAAGGAGCCUGGGCUGGUACCAAGGCAUGGAAACUCACUGAGUAAAGACCCCAAAACAAGCACAAAACUGAGUCUGCUGCCUGGAAAUCAUCAAUGACAGUAACAUGACAUCCCUUCAGCAGUGAGACAGGACAUCAAGACUUGGACAAUUAAGAAAAGAAAUUGAUUUGGAGGAAGACAUUUGGCUUUAACCAGCGUAAAGGCCACAUUCUCUUCAUGUCACUGACUUUUCUUGAAAAAGGUCUCUUAAAAAUACAGCUUCUAACAUUAGAACAACAUCAAUUUUUCCAACAUAGCUGGAUAUUUUUGUGUAAACUCUCGGAUGUUUGAUAGGUUUGACUUUUACUGCUAAAAAUACUAAGAUGUAUGUGCUAUGGAGAUAUAUUUGUUUUUGGUUAAAAAUUCACACUGUUAUGCUAUC